Molecule: messenger RNA, 7349 nt
Organism: Bombyx mori (domestic silkworm)
Lineage: Eukaryota; Metazoa; Arthropoda; Insecta; Lepidoptera; Bombycidae
Gene: PAN2
Product: PAN2-PAN3 deadenylation complex catalytic subunit PAN2
Exons: 22
Coding region: 272-3217 (981 amino acids)
Biological process (GO): nuclear-transcribed mRNA poly(A) tail shortening
Cellular component (GO): P-body; PAN complex
Molecular function (GO): protein binding; poly(A)-specific ribonuclease activity
Source: RefSeq, a predicted model, not a curated record
CACAAUGUUUUCCAAAAAUUGUACCAAGGUGAAAGUGACAAAACGAAAAAGCUUUAUCUCAACGGAGUAACUACUAUUUUCAAAAAACUGUUAUUAUAUGAUAUGUUCUGUGCCAUGUUUUCGUUCAGAACUAAUACAAAAAACUGUCGUCGUAGCUAGAAUAGGAACUUUAAAAUUUUUAUGUGUUUCCUUUUUAGUUGUAAAUUGUUGAAUUCCUUUUUAAAAAUAAUUAGAAUCAAUGUAGGGAAACAGGAUUGUUGUUAAAUUAAAUAUGGAAUAUCAUUACUCCGAAAUAUGUAUGCCAUCCGAUCAUCUAACAGAUUACACACCCCCUUUCAUCAUUCCCACGCAUGAAGGGGAAUAUGAAGCACGUAACAGUGUACUCGUGGAUGGAGGAGAGAGAUUUGGAGUUUCGGCAGUUGUGUUCGAUAAACAUGAAGAGUUGAUAUGGAUGGGGAAUCAGGGUGGUCAUGUAACAUCCUACUACGGUCCAAAUAUGCAAAAGUACACAUCAUUUCAAGUACACGAUACUGAUGAAGUUAGAGAUAUUAUCACUGUUGAAAAAUGUAUUUAUGUUUUGACCAAAACAACUCUACGCCAUCAGUUACGUAGAGGUAUACCUAAGCACACGCACAAAUCACCAAACAUGACAGACAUGCAAUGCCUGUAUCAAGUGAACUCUACAAAAUUAUUGAUGGGCGGACACCAAGACAAACUAAUCGAUUUGGACCUUAAUAAAAUGGUUGAAACUAUCAUUCCAAUACAAGAGGAAGGCUGUGCGGUAUUAAGAAGCGGUGGUAGCAGUCACGUCGCUUGUGGUAGUGCUAACGGUAUAGUGGCAUUGCGGGAUAUGCGUGCUCCUACAAAAGCUGAGCAUACAUUCAGAGCACACACGGCUUGUCUAUCUGAUCUGGAUAUGCAAGGAGAUCUGUUGCUCACAUGUGGAUUUACUCAGGCCGUUGGAGGGGUAGUCGCAGAACCCUACAUAGUGGUCUGGGACGUCCGAUGUCUACGCGGCAGUAACCCUGGACAAGGAGGUUGGACCAUUCAUACCACAUCACCGCCACUGCUACUUCACUUCCUGCCGGCGUUCUCUGGUAGGGCAGUAGCUGCUUCGGGCGACGGACACGUCAGUUUGUUACACGUGAACGCACCUGAAGAAAGGCAGUCAAUUUUUAAGGUAGAGACGCACAGUUCACAGUGCAAUGUGAUGGACGUUGCGUCGACGAGUCAAGCCCUCGCUUUCGGCGACCAAUCAGGACAUUUAAAUCUUUUCUCACCGACGCAGAAUCACGAACCUGUAUACAAUAAUUUUUCAAGGUCAACAGAGUUCGCGGAUCCAGUGGAAGGUCUACCUUACGUUCGGUUCAGCGACACCAGGUUCCAGUACUCGUCGGUGCCACUACCUCAGUUGGCGAGCGGCGGGAAAUGGUUCAAUGAAUUGCCACCGGAAUUCUUUAGGAAAGUGUAUAGAAAACCAAAGCCAGUCGAUCCUGAAGUUUUGAAAUCGAUGAAAAUGCAAGGUCCAAUAGGAUACGCGCCUAAUCCGAAAACUUUUAAAAGGAAUCAGAUGCCGUACCUUGAAGAAUCGUUAGAAGAAAUGAGUAUAUCAAAAAUAAAUGGAAAUAAAGUAAUAAUGCAGCCGAUACCGAAACAUUAUCAGAAGCUCGACAUACGAUAUAAUAAGCACGGUCCGAAUGAAGAAUUAGAGAGUUUCAAUAAAACAGGUCAGCCCGGACUGGAAGCGACAUUACCGAAUUCAUACUGCAAUGCCAUGUUACAGGUUUUGUACUACACGCCGCCGGUCAAAGCCACGUUGCUAGCGCACACGUGCGCCAAAGAGUUCUGUUUGAGCUGCGAAUUAGGUUUUCUAUUUCGCAUGCUGGACACGUCUGGCGGCACCCCUUGUCAGGCCACAAACUUCCUACGCGCGUUUCGUACGGUCCCCGAAGCGGCUGCCCUAGGACUGAUACUGCCGGAUCGAGCGCCCGACAUAAGAGUCGAUUUGGUAGCCUUAAUACAGAGCUGGAACCGCUUCAUCCUGCACCAGAUUCAUUACGAGAUCCUCGAGACCCGUAAGAAGGAGAAGGAGUUAGCGCUGAUAGCGAACAGUCCGCCCAAAGCACCACGCGCGUCCAACCCGAAGGAACGUCACUCGCUAAUGAACGGACAGUACUCCGAGGAGUGUCAGUAUACCGAACUGGAGUUCUUGGGACCCACCGAAUUUGAUUGUCAAGAGGAUGGCGAACUCUGGCCGGGCAGGGAUGAAGGCGUCGACGGCGUGGGGCCGUUGCAAAACCACGAAAGUCACGAGCUGAACAACCGACAGGCGCACCGGGAGGAGACCGAGAUCUCGCAGCUGUUCGCCAUCGGUCGGCAUCAGCUCAACCGCUGCUUGAAGUGCAACAAGGAGGAGGGCAGGGAGUCGGUGGUGCUGGCGUGCGCCCUGCAGUACCCGCCGACGGGCGCGGGCGGCGCCGGGGAGGCGAGGGGCGGAUUCGUCGAACUCGUGCGCGCGUCGCUGGCGGCGCGGCGGAGCACGCCGGCGUGGUGCGACCACUGCUCGCGGUUCACACCGACCACGCAGCGAGGGCGACUGCUGCGACUACCUCCUAUAUUGGCGAUUAAUUGUGGAGGAGUUACGGUCAGAGAGAAAGCGUAUUGGGCUAAAGGAGUACAAAAGGAAAUGUCCGAUUCGAAAAGAGGGGGCAGCGGGAAACCGUGUCGCUACGGCUUACAUUGCGCACGACCGGGUUGUCAUUUCAAACAUCCCGAUCGGCCGAAUACAUCACAAAGUUCUUCCAAGGGCUCGAGCCAGGAGUCGCACUGCAUGCUGCCGCUUCAGCUGCUCAUCCGGCUUCAGUCAGACGGUGACGUCAUCAUCAACGACAAGAUCGAAACUAAUUCAGCGGAGAGUUCGCCGAUCAACCGACCGGACACGAGCAGGCACAAAAAGAAGUACGUGACCACGCACCUCGAGGAGGAGUACUCGCUCUCGGCCGCCGUCGUCUGCGUCGAGGACAACCCUAAGAACUUGGUCGCCUACAUACACACGGUCCGGGACGGCGAAACUCAAUGGUUCAUGUACAACGAUCUAUGUAUCGUUCCGGUGAGUACGGACGAGGUGAUACAUUUCGGCGUGUGGUGGAAAACGCCUUGCGUGCUAUUCUACACGGCGACCGGCGGCGGACAGUGCAACGGUGACGUCAGCUCAUAGCCGACGCUCUUGUAUGGGCCAUACACUACGCGUACCGCAGGCCCAUACAGCAUGGAACAAACUUACUAUUGUGUACGUCCGCCAACGCAGUACGACUACGUUUGAAAUUUCCUCAUAGAUGUAAGUUUAGUGAAUAUUAAGGUGAUUACGCGAACAAACGCUUGUUUGCAGUACGUGUGAUGGUCGAGUCUGAAAUGAAUUGGAUAAUGAAGUCUUAUCAACGGGUCGUUCGUGUUGCGCGAAAUUAAGUCUUAUCGCACUUACGUAAGAUUGAAAUUGUGUUUCCGAGACAGCGAUUAAUUAGGUCUUGCCAGGGAUUAUUCAUUUACCAACUACAUACUUUUAGGGAAUUUCGAAACUAAUCGAACGAACAUUGCGCUAAUGCACAGAUCUCACUUUUAUUUUUGUAUAAUAAUUAGUACAUGCUCUAUGUGACUUUAAAAAAAAACAUAAGUUAAUAAUUUUUUUUGUCGGUCCAAUGAAAUAAUAAUACAGUCAACAUUGUUAACGCGCGAUUUUUACUGUACAGUAAUUUGGAGAUUUUAAAUCAUUAAUAAUACGUUUCGAUUUGUCAUAAAUAGAGGGCGUACAGUUUUUUUUUUUUAAUUAAAAAAAUUCAAUGGAUUUAAAGGGCUCUUGUAGGCUGUGUAGUAUUUAUAAUUGUGUAUUACGUUAUUAAAGUUUUAGUUCGUAUAUCAUUUUGCAUAUUUAUGCAUUCCAUUGGUUUUACACAAAACGACUGAUUGUAUAGGAACUGUGGCCAAUGAAGACAAAUUAAGACGGUAUUCGUUUACAUUAAUUUGAAUAUGUCAAAAAUCACCAUUUGUAUAUCUAUUAAAAUUUACCUACAUAUAUUAAAAAAAAAAAACAUUCGGCACCCGUUGAAGAGACUUAACAUAUGGCUACACUGUGCUGUCAUUUUAAAAACACAUUUAUUGAUAUGUCAACUAAAACAAAAACCCGCGAAGAAAACAGACUUUUUUUUUUAAACCAAUUGACAUUUGUCAAACGUCACAUAUAUUUUUUUAAUCUGUAUCGUGUAAUGUAUAUUUUUUUUAAUGGCGGCGUCAAAUAAAUUUUGUGAUAUGAAACGUAAAGACCGUUACUAUUGCAAUGAAGAUGCCUUUAUCGGUUAUACGAUCCAUCGCAAUCAGGUCUCUGCCAAACUACGAAUACAUAUAGAUGAAUAUGUUUCUCAAUUAAAUGAUAUGUGUAUGUGUGUCCUGUCCUAAUCACGAGACGCAAAAUAUAGAUUAUGUCGCGUGAUUUAAUAUUUUCAGAUUGUCAAUUCGUAAUGAAUUUACCCAUAUAAAUUUUCGUUGAUAAAAAGGUCCAAUCUUCAUUGAAACAAAAAAAGUUUUUUUUUGGGUCGUGCAUAUUUGGUUGGUAGUCCUAAUGAAAAUACAAAACUAAAGAUGAAAUUCUUCAAAAAAUCUGUUAUCGUAAAAAAAGUCAUUUAAAAUUGAUAGUAAAAAAAAGUAGAUCGUACUUUUUUUUUUAAAGGGAUUUUAUGACCUGGUAACUAAGACCUUUAAGUCAUGUCUUAUUUUAAUUUAUUCUUAUUUUUAUGAAAAAUGAUAAUAUGGAGUGAAAUGAAAUGAAAUGAAAAUUAUUAAUUUGAGACAUAUAUCUACUGGGAUGAAAUGAGAUGAUAUGAGAUGAAAUAUAAUCUCAGUAAAAUGGUGGUCAUUUACUGAGAUUUUUUCACCGUACAUUUAACGAUUCUUUUUUUGUCAAUAUAUCAUUUCCGACGUUUCCAAUACAUAACCGUUUUCAUCGUCGUGACGACGUAUAAAUAGUUUUAAUUAUGUCUGAAGAAAAUAUUGCACGGUUAUGUGUUUUUUUUUUAUUCCGGCCUCGACUCCAUUACAUUUAAGUUUUCUUUAUUCCAAAGUACAAUAGAACGGAAUACAAUUUGAAAAUUUUAAGAUACAUUGAUAUUUUGAUAUUAAUACUUUAUGUUUUCUAAAAUCAAGCGUUGUUCUGUUGUGAUGGAUCGUUGUAACUCUUUUUUUAAUAAUAUUAAUAUAAAUUUCGCGUAGUUUUUUUUUAACAAACGCACACGUAUUGGCCUUUGCGAUAUAUAAAUAUAUAUGUUUAUUCAUACAACGCCUGGUUUUGUUUUAUAAAAGUUCGCUGAUAACAUGAACCCACUCGAUUCGUAUUUGUACGAAUCUCAUUCAAUUAAAAAUACAUAAUUUGAUUUCCGGAAUGUUUAGACUUAAACUCAUUUCUUGAGCCCAUAGACAUAUCCUUGAGAUAUGACGGCUUUUCCUACCGUUGAAAUUGAAACGUAAGAUAUUAUCGCGACGAAUAUAAUCAGUAUGGUAGUACCUACUAGAGUGCAGGCUUACUAACAUAUCACAUUAAAAUAGCAUAAUAAAAACAAAUAAGAAAUACAUAUUUCACUCAGUUGUGCACUUUUUAUUCUAAAGUAUGGGCACUCACAGUAGGCAGCGGCUUGGCUCUUCCUCUGGCGUUGCUGAAGUCCAUGGGCGACGGUAACCACUCACCAUCAGGUGGGCUGUAUGCUCGUCUGCCUAUAAGGGCAAUAAAAAAUGAUUAAUUAAUUACAAUUGCAAAAUGACCAAAUGCUCCGCGACCAAUGACUAACGUGACGUCAUUAAACAUACCGUGGCCGGUGGCUGUCAAAGUGUUAACCAAACUGUUCUAAAAGUAGGUGAAGGGUUAAUCAACGGUUUAUAUUAUAAAUACGUAUAAACCACAAUUUACACAACUCACAACAACAUUAAACCAAUAUACAGGCAAUAACGUAUGUUGUAUAUUUUCAAUAUAACCUUUUUUCUAUCGCCGAGGCCAUACAUCGUGCGUAAAUAAAUCACUGCAAAAAAAAUAAUAGAGAAAGAUAUAAAAUACAAAUGUAUGGAGAUUGUAAUGGAGUGACAAUCAUCGGAACUUCAUGAAAAACAUGGCUAAGAAUUCCGUCGUUUAAAAUAAUGAACUAAAAAUAAUAAAAACAAAACGAAUUACCAAACAUGAUUGUUGCUUUAAUAAGAAUCAAUAUUAAUUUAAUAAAAAUCAAAUCAAUACGGCGAUGAUGACAUCGAAAGGUCUUUUUACAGAAUUGGAUAAUUCUAAAUAAUAUAAUAGUAAUAAAAAAAGCCUUAAAUGCUACCGUUGUACGUUUGAGACAACGCUUGAGAAGGCCUUAAAGAAGAAAAGACCAAGGCCUUAUAUCAAUUAGAAAAAGAAAAAAACUCAACUUGGUACAAAAAUUUUAAGAAGCAUAAUAAAUAAGUGCAAUCUCGAUUCCCUUGUAACCUCGACAAAAAUUCUUAUGAAAAAUGCGAAAUAAAUAAUUAUAUUUCUACAGAUUUAUAUUUACAAUUACAUACAUGUUCACGUCACACAUUGAUGUGAUAUAUAUAUAUUUUUGGAAUGACACCCGAAUAAUGGCGGAUAUGUAGACAAUCAUACGAAAAGUGACAUUGAUUCACAGAUUAUGCAACUUGUUUUUUUUUUAAGACCGUCAUGUCAAACCUGUAAAACCAUAUCGAUAAGACUGGUUAUACCAAUAGUUUAUUCUAUUCAAAUCCAUAUACUUAAAUUUUUCGUCGCUGUGAUGAAAGAAGCUUGGAAUGUGGGAAGUACCGUAAGCUUUUAUCAAACAAUAUAAUGUAAUGGCGUCAUAUUUAUAUCUUGUGUUCAUUGAUUUAGUGUAUUUUCUUUGAUUCUCAAUAACCAUAUAAAAUAAAUGUUGAUGAAACAGUAUAGAACAGUAACGGUGUACUAACAUAAGUUGACAUGUUACCUAGUCAAUUUCACGGUAUGAUAAUGCAUUAGAUUUGGAUCAGUUUUUUUAAAUCGUAUCUGCAACUAAUAAUACAAAUACAACUGUAAUGUUGCCAAAUGAUAAAUCAUUUCAAUGUGUGACAAUAUUUUAAGAUGAAAUGAAAAGUUAUUGUUUUUUUUUUAAAUAUCGAAACGUACGUAUGACAUGAACGAACAAAAUAUUUUAUUAAAAAGUUAAAAAUAUAACAGAUCGAAGGCAAAAAUCGAUGUAUUGUUAAAAGAAAAAAAGUCAAAUCACGAUCAGUAUUUCUAUUUUUUCAAACAAUAUUCCGCUUGUACGGUGGCUGGUUUUAAAAUAAAUAAAAAGAUAUUUUCACAA